This is a messenger RNA of Theobroma umbraticum, 1820 nucleotides long. Its product is annotated as ENTH/ANTH/VHS superfamily protein. The record is from RefSeq and is a predicted model, not a curated record. Gene Ontology annotation, biological process: clathrin coat assembly; vesicle budding from membrane; clathrin-dependent endocytosis. Gene Ontology annotation, molecular function: 1-phosphatidylinositol binding; SNARE binding; phosphatidylinositol-4,5-bisphosphate binding. Lineage: Eukaryota; Viridiplantae; Streptophyta; Magnoliopsida; Malvales; Malvaceae. Gene Ontology annotation, cellular component: clathrin-coated pit; clathrin-coated vesicle.
AAUAUUUUCCAGGAGCUUAUGGUUUAUCUUGGGGGACGGGUGCUGCUAUUAGUACGUGUAUACAUGCUGCACGAUGUAAAAUCUUAGUAAUUCUUUUUCAAGAGGGGCCUCUUUUAAGGGAUCCUAGAACCUAUCCAAUGAUACAUUAACCCUAACAAUCCUAGUUGCUACUCAUUUUUUCCAUCUUGACUUGAUGUGAGCUCAAGUGAUGAGGCCAGGGCAAGUUAUUCAGAUUAAAAUCAUCACAGGGGAAAACAGACUGUUCCAUUAUUGUUUUCUGUACUUUGUUUUGUUCGGUGAAUGCCAGUUUGACAUUGGAGUAUUUAAAAUCUAGCUAGAAUCGAUUCCUCAUGGCUGCUUAAUUUUCAAAUGGCCUCUGCUUUUUCCUUUCUAUCUAUAUAAAUCUGCCUCCUCUCAAGCCUUUACCUACAGCCUUGGCCUUCAUAGUAAUCAAUAGAAAAAGAAUGGUGGUGGACAUGCAGGGCAAGCUUCGCCUAGCUCUUGGCUCGGUUAAGGACCAUGCAUCAAUUGGUAAGGCCAUGAUUAAUUACAACCAUGAUGGCAAAGGGUUUUCCGACAUAGAGAUUGCAGUGCUGCGUGCCACUGGCCAUGAUAACGGCCCCAUAGAGGACAAAUACAUGCAUGAGAUCCUCUUCCUUGUCUCAAACUCCCCAGGAUCCAUCCCUUUUCUUGCUGAAAGGAUUUCACGCCGCCUCUGCAAGACCAGAGACCGCCUGGUCGCCCUCAAAACUCUUUCGCUCAUUCAUCGUCUCUUCCGCGGCGGUAGCCGCUGCUUCGAGCAAGAGCUACGUAGGGCACAUGUUUCCGGCCAUCUCCAAAUGAGCACCCAGUGUUUUCGCAAGAACUCAUCAGACCCUUAUUCGUUUUCAUUCCUCCAUAGCUAUGCAGCUUAUCUCGAAGAACGAGUGGGAUGGGCCAUUAACCAAGCAGGAAAACUAGAACCCGUCAUGUUCAAUGGCCUGGAGUUUCGAUGUUAUGAGCAGAAGUCUGUUGAUAUGGUGUAUCGAAAGUUGCCCAAAUGUCAAGCGUUCAUAGAUAGAGUCUUGGAUUGUCAACCUCGUGAUAUUUUGCCUGCAGACAACUUGGCCCAAGCAGCCAUUGGCCAUACCUUGAAAGAGAGCUUCCAAGUUUACAUUAUGUAUUGUGAAGGCAUUGAAAAUCUUGUCAACAUGUUUUUUGAUUUGACAAUGGCAGCACGAAGUUUGGCAUGCGACAUACUCAAGAGGGCUUCUCGCCAAAGCAAAGAGCUUCAUGAUAUGUAUGAGAGUUGCAAACGAAUUAUUGAAAACAAGAGUCUGGAGUAUCCCAGUGUGCGGAUCAUCACCAUGGAUCAUGUUUUGGCAUUGGAGCGUUGCUCCAACUUCAUGUCAACAAGUUCAUCAUCAUCAAUAAUGUGUAGGACUGUGGCCUCAGCACCGAUUGGUAAAGAAAGCGAAAAGGAAGAAAAUGGUGAUAUGAGUUGUUCGUCAUCAACUCCAUUUUCAUGCACUCUGGAAACCAAAAUAAGCAAGGUUUGGGUGGUUUUUGAAGAAGAUUAUGGUGACUCGCAGGUGGCCAUGGAUGCUGUAUGAUGGUGAUCCUUAUCCUUCUGCUCCGUUUAAGGUUAGGAAAGGUUGUCAAUAGUAGAGAGAUCAAUCAAACUAUCAACCCUUGAAGUGAGGAAGUAAAAGUUAAGAGAGAGGAUUCAAACCUUCCUAAGGAGAGAUGUCAUGACCAUUCAACCUAUCUUGUUAAACCAAUUACAAUUCUUUCAAAGAUUUAAAGUUAUCCAAAAUUCUUAAAAUCUUAUUAUAAUUCAA